Molecule: messenger RNA, 4763 nt
Organism: Acinonyx jubatus (cheetah)
Lineage: Eukaryota; Metazoa; Chordata; Mammalia; Carnivora; Felidae
Gene: SARM1
Product: sterile alpha and TIR motif containing 1
Exons: 9
Coding region: 765-2939 (724 amino acids)
Biological process (GO): response to axon injury; signal transduction; negative regulation of MyD88-independent toll-like receptor signaling pathway
Cellular component (GO): dendrite
Molecular function (GO): protein binding; NAD+ nucleosidase activity; signaling adaptor activity
Source: RefSeq, a predicted model, not a curated record
GACUUGGGGGAAUCUCUUUUCUAUGAGCUUCAGUCGGUUCAGCUGUUAAAUGGGAACACUAAUCUCGACCCCCUAAAGCAUGUUGCAAGGCUUGAGAAACGGGCCUAAAGGGUCUCGAGAGUUGUACCGAAUCGUUAUUAUGGUUGAUUUGACCACAGUUCAGGCAGGGCGCACGCUCCACGGUGUUGCCUUCUCGUUGCAGUGUCGGGGGCACGGGGUCGGCGGGGGGGGGGGGGGGUGCGUUGUGGGAUAGUGAGGCUGUCCUAUCGCUCUGCACCCUCUUCCCCAGUCGCCUCGCCCACCCCUCCGCAGGGCGUGGGCGUGGCUGGGGAAGCUCGGGUGCAGGCUACGCAGGCGGCAAGGGAGGAGUCCCACGUGACCGAGGGGCGGAGUGUCAGCUCCCUUGCUGCGGCUUGUCCGAGGCGGGGCUGCUGCAGAGCAUCUUCUGGCUGGAGCCGCGCUUUGUUCUUGUUGCUGCCUCCCAGACCUGCUGACGUCUGGGUCCAUCCCUCGCUCCCCUUCUGGCUCCUCCUGCCCACCCUCUACAUCUGAGCCUGCAUCCUUUUACCCAAAAGCUCCUUUCCAGAUCCCGCCCUCGCCCCUCCCCCAAACUUCUGGCCAGCGCCCCUGCCUGAUACCCUUUUAUCCAUCCCUCUCUCCUGCACCUUAUACCUGGUCCCCAUCUCCUGUCCUCUUCCCAAGUUCCGGCGCUCUGCCCGGCCCCGCCCCUCCGGACCGGGGAUGUACCCCGCAGCCCCGCGCCCAUGGUCCUGACGCUGCUCCUCUCCGCCUAUAAGCUGUGCCGCUUCUUCACCAUGUCGGGCCCAAGGCCAGGCUCUGAGCGUCUAGCGGUGCCGGGGCCAGACGGGGGCGGCGGUGCGGGCCCAUGGUGGACCGCGGGCGGCCGCGGGCCCCGCGAGGUGUCGCCCGGGGCGGGCGCCGAGGUUCAGAGCGCCCUGGAGCGCGCGCUGCCCGAGCUGCAGCAGGCGCUGUCUGAGCUGAAGCAGGCGGGGGGCGCGCGAGCCGUGGGCGCCGGCCUGGCCGAGGUCUUCCAACUAGUGGAGGAGGCCUGGUUGCUGCCGGCCGUGGGCCGAGAAGUAGCCCAGGGUCUGUGCGACGCCAUCCGCCUGGACGGCGGCCUCGACCUGCUGCUGCGACUGCUGCAGGCGCCGGAGCUGGAGACGCGCGUGCAGGCCGCCCGCCUGCUGGAGCAGAUCCUGGUGGCUGAGAACCGGGACCGCGUGGCGCGCAUCGGGUUGGGCGUGAUCCUGAAUUUGGCAAAAGAGCGUGAGCCGGUGGAGCUGGCGCGGAGCGUGGCAGGCAUCUUGGAGCACAUGUUCAAGCACUCGGAAGAGACGUGCCAGCGGCUGGUGGCGGCCGGUGGCUUGGACGCGGUGCUGUACUGGUGCCGCCGCACGGACCCGGCGCUGCUCCGCCACUGCGCACUGGCGCUGGGCAACUGCGCGCUGCACGGGGGCCAGGCGGCGCAGAGGCGCAUGGUGGAGAAGCGCGCUGCAGAGUGGCUCUUCCCGCUCGCCUUCUCCAAAGAGGACGAGCUGCUGCGGCUGCACGCCUGCCUCGCGGUGGCGGUGCUGGCAACCAACAAGGAGGUGGAGCGGGAGGUGGAGCGCUCCGGCACCCUGGCGCUCGUGGAGCCGCUCGUGGCCUCGCUAGACCCCGGUCGCUUCGCCCGCUGCCUGGUGGAUGCCAGUGACACGAGCCAGGGACGCGGGCCCGACGACCUGCAGCGCCUCGUGCCGCUGCUGGAUUCGUCGCGCUUGGAGGCCCAGUGCAUCGGGGCUUUCUACCUCUGUGCUGAAGCGGCCAUCAAGAGCCUCCAGGGCAAGACUAAGGUAUUCAGCGACAUCGGAGCCAUCCAGAGCCUGAAACGCCUGGUUUCCUAUUCCACCAACGGCACCACGUCGGCGCUGGCGAAGCGUGCGCUACGUCUGCUGGGUGAGGAGGUGCCGCGGCCCAUUCUGCCCUGCGUGGCCAGCUGGAAGGAGGCCGAGGUCCAGACGUGGCUGCAGCAGAUCGGCUUCUCCCACUACUGCGAGAGCUUCCGGGAGCAGCAGGUAGAUGGUGACCUGCUUCUGCGACUCACGGAGGAAGAGCUCCAGACCGACCUGGGCAUGAAAUCGGGCAUCACCCGCAAAAGAUUCUUUAGGGAGCUCACGGAGCUCAAGACCUUCGCCAACUACGCUACGUGCGACCGCAGCAACCUGGCCGACUGGCUGGGCAGCCUGGACCCGCGCUUCCGCCAGUACACGUACGGCCUGGUCAGCUGCGGCCUGGACCGCUCCCUGCUGCACCGCGUGUCUGAGCAACAGCUCCUGGAGGACUGCGGCAUCAGCCUGGGCGUGCACCGCGCCCGCAUCCUCACGGCCGCCAGAGAAAUGCUACACUCCCCGCUGCCCUGCACUGGCUGCAAGCCCAGUGGGGACAUCCCAGAUGUCUUCAUCAGCUACCGCCGGAACUCAGGCUCCCAGCUGGCCAGCCUCCUGAAGGUGCACCUGCAGCUGCACGGCUUCAGUGUCUUCAUUGAUGUGGAGAAGCUGGAAGCAGGCAAGUUUGAGGACAAGCUCAUCCAGAGUGUCAUAGGUGCCCGCAACUUUGUGCUGGUGCUGUCAGCUGGGGCAUUGGACAAGUGCAUGCAGGACCACGACUGCAAGGACUGGGUGCACAAGGAGAUCGUGACUGCUUUGAGCUACGGCAAGAACAUUGUGCCCGUCAUUGAUGGCUUCGAGUGGCCAGAGCCCCAGGACCUGCCCGAGGACAUGCAGGCUGUGCUCACCUUCAAUGGCAUCAAGUGGUCCCACGAGUACCAAGAGGCCACAAUAGAGAAGAUCAUCCGCUUCCUGCAGGGCCGUUCCUCCCGGGACUCAUCUGCAGGUUCUGACACCAGUUUGGAGGGUGCUGCACCCAUGGGCCCAACUUAACCAGUCCUUCGUUCCCAAGCCCUGCCGUGACCCCCAUUUCCGUCGUCCCUCCUGAAGAAGCAGCUCCUCAAACCGGCCUCCCUCAGCAUGGGCCCUUCUCAGGAAAUGACUGUCCCUCUCUCCCCACCCUCAUGGGCCACCUCAAACCCAGCUUCCUCAGUGUCUGGAAAGGGAAGGGAAGCCAGGCAUUGGGGGUGGUAAGGGUCAGACCCCCCCCCCCCCCCCCCCCCGCCAAGCCCUGCCACCAGGUUUUCUAUCUCCGGUGUGGGAAAGGCACUGGAGAUUGAGGGUUCACAGCACACUACGCCCCGUCCUGCCCUGACAGCAGCAGCCAGCUUGCAUAGGGGGAAGGCAGGCAGUCUCUGACAAGGGUUAGGGCCAUGCCCACCUUCUCAGCUAACCCAGGGCCUGGGCCCAGCAGUCAGCCAGCACGAGGGUCCAGCGGAUGGCUCUCCGCCUAAAUCAUGCCUGGCUCUCACCACUUCCUGCCACCCUGUGGCCUUGACCUGUAACCACUCAGUGUCCUUAGCUGGCCUGGCCUGGUCCCAAGUCCCCUCUCAGCCUUUCUGAGGUGCAGCCCCCUUAGCCACAUCCAAGGUCAGCGUUGGGCUGAACCUGCCCUCACUCUGGCUGGUCUGUGGCUACGGCCAGUUUCGCUGCACCCAAUGGUGCAAAGGAGUCCCCAGCUUGGGCCUGGGCAGCCGAGGCCAUCUCAGUGGGCAGCUAGCCACCCUACUUAGCCUUGUUGCUGUGCCUCAGGUUCCUACUGGCCUGGCUCAGCUGGCUUCCCUGGCCCCUCCCCCACCCACAUGCUCAGGGGGAGGCCGGAGGAGGCAGCACUCUGCGGCAGCGGCAAUAGCCUGGGCAGAACCUGCAGCAACACGUUGGAGAGGCAAGAUCCUGAAGAAGGGCAAGGAGUGCAGUUGAAUCUCCCCCGGGAAUUUUGCUAAAAUUGCAUUCAAGAGACCUGGGCAGGGCCUGGGUUUCUGCAUUUCUCACUAAUUCCCAGGUGAGUGGAUGCGGUGGUCAAGGAAUGACCCACUUGAACUAAGCAAGGCUCUAAAACACAAAUCCCUCACAAAUAUUUGCCAUUUCCCAGAACCACCGGAGCAACCCUCCCCGGUAUUAUCUCCAUUUUACAGAUAAGGAAGAGAAUGAUGUGCCAUUUCCCAAAUCAUUAGUGGCAGCCCCAUGAUCCAGACCUGGCCUCCUGGUGCUCCAUCCACUGCCUGUCCUGAGAAUCAUCCUGGAGGUUGUGCCCUGGGCAGGGCUUCGGACUGACAGCUGGCUUCUCCUUUGCCCCAAGAGGCUAGCAGGGGGAGACAGGUUUGCACCAAGAAAGGCUGACCCAGGAGCUGUACAGAAAUAAAUGAGCAGGAAUGUCCCUCAGCCCCUGUCUCCACUAGGGUAGGAGAGCAAAAAAGUACCCUCCCCCCAGUAAACCCAGGCUUCAGCUAAUAGGGUCAGCUAUAGCCUGCCCUCCCUCUUCCCUCCCUGGGGCAGUGAGUUCACACCAGGCUGCCUCAGCUUCCAGAACCACCUCCCACAGGUGCUGGCCGGGUGUAGCUCUUGAGCCACAUCAUCAGAAAGUCAAAGGUCUUCAGGCUUGGGACUCGUUCCUUCCACUCCCCCUCCUGCAGGAGACACUGUCUUUAGCGGGUCCUGGCCCCAGCUCUGGCCUCCACCGCUCUUGAUGCCUUCAUGCCACACGAGUGCCCUUCAGUGCCAGGCCCUGGGUGUGGUGGUGACUGAGGCAGACUGGACGCUGCCUUUGCAGAGCAGAGACAGUAACAAUACAGUGGGAUGACUACCCUCCAGGAGAAA